This is a messenger RNA of Penicillium egyptiacum, 870 nucleotides long. Lineage: Eukaryota; Fungi; Ascomycota; Eurotiomycetes; Eurotiales; Aspergillaceae. The record is from the annotation of a GenBank genome assembly.
AUGGACAGAGUCGACCGUUACCAACCUCGAAAUAAUGAUGACCCCACCGUCCCUGUUCUGCGGGCUUUCGACACUCACCUUCCUGCAGAUGGAAGAGAGAAUUUCCUCCGGUGUCUUCGAUCUUUAGAAACGGAUCAACAACUUCAUGAUGAUGCGGAGUCCUUGAUCAACGGUCUGCUUGCCCCAAUGCGGACACUCCGGUCCAGUGGUGAGCCGUUAGCGAGAGAAUCCCGUCCGAGCGAAGAAUGUCUGAAGCGCGAUGGGUAUAAGUGUGUCAUCACCGGAGAAUUCGACCUCAGCUCGCCUAACCUAAAAGUUGGUAUAAGGAGAGCACUUACCGAGUGUGCCCAUAUCAUUCCUUUUUCGUUAGGAACAUGGAAAGACGAAAAAGACCGGAAGGCUAAAGACAUUAUCUGGGCCAACCUUGUCCACAUGUUCCUAUCUCUCGAAACCAUCAAUUUCGCCCAGGAGAAUAUCAACGACACAAGGAAUGCUAUAACCUUAGUCGGUGAACUUCAUAAGUGCUUCGGAUAUUUCGAUUUUGCAUUUGAAGGGACUAAACGACCGAACGAGUACAAAGUGGUCAGCUACGUUCCGGAUUUAGGUAGACUUGCCGAUCGCCCUAAGACAGUAACGUCGGUGUGCCAUGACCCCCAAUAUGGACUCCCAAGCCCAGAACUCUUAGAGGUACACGCAACUCUCGCCCGUAUUUUCCAUGCGUCCGGAGGACUAGGGGAGCACAUUGACCAAGCUUUCGAAGAUCUGAGAGAACACCAUAUGCUAGCUACAGACGGCAGUUCUGACAUUUCGUCCAUGUUGGCUACCAGUUCACUCGGUGUUCUGGGUUCGCACGCUGGGAACAUUGAGUAG